Molecule: messenger RNA, 974 nt
Organism: Paramecium octaurelia
Lineage: Eukaryota; Ciliophora; Oligohymenophorea; Peniculida; Parameciidae
Source: the annotation of a GenBank genome assembly
AUGAAAAAUCUGAAACCCGAAGAUAACUUUAGCAACAGUUUAGAUCGAGAAUUGCGAGCUGAACAAAAUGAUGACUUUGAACAAUAGUAUUUGGAAUUUUGUCUGAAGGAAUCUCGGCCCAGCAGCGUUUUUCAAAAUGGUAUGUUCUCUUCGAGUAGAAUAGAUAAAACUCCAGAUAUCACAUAUACCCCAAAACCGGAGUAAGAUUUUCUCUAGAACGAUGUAAUUUCGUUAUCAGAGAUGCAGACUCAAUUCAAUAAAACCUCUAAGGAUACUGGGUCAAGCCUCAUGACCUUUUUUUUUAUUCGAAGAUUUUUAGAGAAGGUUGGAUAAAAAAGACGAAAACUAGAGACUUUAAAUUACAGUAUUUUAAAUUUAAUAAGUGAUAAAGCAUCUGAAAAGUAAUGUUAUACUCUAAAUGUAGUUCAAAUGUGAUAGCGUAUGCCAAAUAGUUUUAGCGCAAAGAACUAUCAUUCAUAACUGUUUAAAGAAUAUUGACUUAAUAAAUAAUUAAACGACGAACACUCGAGGAAUUCAAGGAAUCUUUUGAGCAUAUACAAAGAUAGUUUUUCAAAUUUUUAUUAUUGGUUAUCUCUUGCAUACCAUUAAUUUAACCAGAAAGCAUGUUAAAGAUGUACUGGGAUUUCUUCGUCACUUUCAUUAGAGGAAUACUGGUAUUUUUGGUACCUUUAGAAAUUUCAUUUAAUUCAAGAAUUUUANAAUAGAAAUAACUAUCCAAAAUAAAUCCCCUGAAGUUUCUAGUUAUAAUACUCAAACACUUUGAUUAAUAGUUUAUUUAAUAGAUGGAACAAAUAUAGGAUUCCGUAGAUUGGAAAAGGGAGAUUUAAGUUAGAAUUUCAUUAUGUUUAACCACUCCUAUGAAUUACUCAAUAAAGAAUUUUGAAUCAAUUUAGAAAAUUAAAGAGUAAACUAAUUCAUUAAUAGAAUAUAUAAUUCAAAUAGUCAGACUUUGA